GGGUUUUCUUGCUCUUGCCUUGAAAAACUCAUCGUCACGCCUUUCCUUCCAUCAACACGAUUUUCCUGUGUGCACUCUUCCUUCCCGUAAUUCCUGCAUUUUUCGCUCCUUUUAACGCAGAUCGCACGCUGCACUCAAAUCAUAUUUUCCCCUCAUAAAUUCAAUCAGGGCACACAUCGAGAGACCGCGUACUCUCCUACUUUGCGCCGUGUAUUUUACUCUCGAGUUCUACACCUACCUAAUCUUUUCUCACAGAACGCGAAGACGAUAAAAUGUCUUACGGCGGCGGCGGCUACGGCUCUCGUAAUGGCGGUGGCCACGGAGGAGGUUAUUCUAACGGUAACGACAAGUAUGGUGGUGGUCACGGCGGUGGUCGUCAAGACCAUGGUUAUGGAAACGGCUACAGUAACGGCGGUGGCUACGGCAAUGGAGGCGGAUAUGGUGGUGGUGGUGGCGGCGGUGACCGAAUGUCCAACCUCGGAGCUGGACUUCACAAACAAAACUGGGAUCUCAGCAGCCUUCCCAAAUUCGAAAAAUCCUUUUACAAGGAGGAUGACGCAGUUGCUCGACGACCUGCUAGCGAAGUCGAGCGCUUCCGACGAGAUCAUCAGAUCACCAUUUCCGGUAGCAAUGUUCCCAAACCCGUUGAGACCUUCGAUGAGGCUGGAUUCCCUCGAUACGUGAUGGAUGAGGUCAAGGCACAGGGUUUCCCCGCUCCUACAGCCAUUCAAUCCCAAGGUUGGCCAAUGGCUCUCUCCGGUCGUGAUGUCGUCGGUAUUGCCGAGACGGGCUCCGGUAAGACGCUAACCUACUGCCUUCCUGCAAUUGUCCAUAUCAAUGCACAGCCUCUUCUAGCACCUGGCGAUGGUCCCAUCGUACUUGUGCUCGCGCCUACGCGAGAGUUGGCUGUCCAAAUCCAACAGGAGAUUACUAAGUUCGGUAAAUCUUCUCGUAUCCGUAACACUUGUGUUUACGGAGGUGUUCCCCGAGGUCCCCAGAUCCGCGACCUUACUAAGGGUGUUGAGGUCUGCAUCGCAACACCCGGACGUCUGAUCGACAUGCUGGAGGGUGGCAAGACCAACUUGCGCCGAGUGACCUAUCUAGUCCUCGACGAAGCUGAUCGAAUGCUAGAUAUGGGUUUCGAGCCCCAAAUUCGCAAGAUUAUUAGUCAGAUUCGACCUGACCGUCAAACCCUCAUGUGGUCCGCGACGUGGCCCAAGGAAGUCCGCGCACUGGCCGCUGAGUUCCAAACCGACUUCAUCCAGGUUAACAUUGGUUCCAUGGAUUUGUCUGCUAACCAUCGUAUUACCCAAAUUGUUGAGGUAGUAUCUGAGUCUGAGAAGCGCGAUCGUAUGAUCAAGCACCUUGAGAAGAUCAUGGACAACAAGGAGAACAAAGCUCUCGUCUUCGUAGGUACCAAGCGAACAGCGGACGAAAUCACCCGCUUCUUGCGUCAAGAUGGCUGGCCCGCCCUCUCGAUUCACGGUGACAAGCAACAGAAUGAGCGUGAUUGGGUCCUCGACCAGUUCAAGACUGGAAAGAGUCCCAUCAUGGUGGCCACCGAUGUGGCUUCACGUGGUAUUGAUGUGCGCAACAUCACUCAUGUGAUCAACUAUGACUAUCCCAACAACUCUGAGGAUUACAUCCACCGUAUCGGCCGAACUGGUCGUGCUGGCGCCAAAGGCACAGCCAUCACUCUCUUUACCACUGACAACUCUAAGCAGGCUCGUGAUCUAGUCUCUGUCCUACAGGAAGCUAAACAGCAGAUUGAUCCUAGAUUACAUGAGAUGACCCGCUACGGUGGCGGUGGUGGCGGCGGUCGUUACGGCGGCCGAGGUUUUGGCCGCGGCGGUCACCGAGGCGGUGGCGGCGGUGGUGGCGGUGGUGGUGCUAACGCAAUGCCUAUCAACAACCGACGAUGGUGAUAAACUAUCCAAAAAGUUCUUUCGCCAUUAUUACUUACACAUCAUAUUUCCCAUCAACCGCAUCUGAUAUUUUUUUUCUUUCCUUUUCUUCAUUUGCACAUAUGCACAGGUGGCGUUGCGUCUAGAGGUUCGGAUGUUUAGAUGUCUUUCAUGUCAACACUCCACGAAGUGUUCGCAUCUCUUCGCUGAGAACUGCAUAACCUGCCCUCCUAAUUUCGCCCCGACAAAAGGACGGAAAAUGAUUUCAGGUGUUGUAUGACGGAACAAGUUGCGGGAAAACCCACGAAAACAGGUACAGCAGAUACUAAAUUCUGCUCUGAUUUUUGCAGAAGCACUCCUAGUCUUGAGUUCAUACUACUUGCCAGUUCUUGGCCUUAGGUCAUGAAAGAGGUACGUCGCUUACUGACUCGGUAACAGAUUGGAGCUGCUCAAAAAUGACCCGUGUCGAGGUCGCAUAUUUAGGUAGACUUUACUCUGCUUUGUUCUCGCUAGGAGGCAAUGCAAUUGAUUACAUAGUAAGAAUUAAGUCUGCAUUUUGAGAAUGUUAUACACUAGGGUUGAUUGCAUCA
Molecule: messenger RNA, 2494 nt
Organism: Hypoxylon trugodes
Lineage: Eukaryota; Fungi; Ascomycota; Sordariomycetes; Xylariales; Hypoxylaceae
Product: ATP-dependent RNA helicase dbp2
Exons: 7
Coding region: 273-1925 (550 amino acids)
Biological process (GO): rRNA processing
Cellular component (GO): ribonucleoprotein complex; cytoplasm; nucleus
Molecular function (GO): ATP binding; RNA helicase activity; RNA binding
Source: RefSeq, a predicted model, not a curated record